Messenger RNA from Salvelinus namaycush (lake trout), 4896 nucleotides. Its product is annotated as immunoglobulin superfamily member 3-like. The coding region runs from base 1 to 4896 and encodes 1631 amino acids. NCBI's taxonomy places the organism in Eukaryota, Metazoa, Chordata, Actinopteri, Salmoniformes, Salmonidae. The record is from RefSeq and is a predicted model, not a curated record. The transcript is spliced from 10 exons.
AUGACCCUCAUGAACUUCUACAGAUGCACCAUUGAGAGCACUCUGUCGGGCUGCAUUACCGCCUGGGAGUGUGGUACUGACAGGGAAUGUGGUACUGACAGGGAGUGUGAGUGUGGUGCUGACAGGGAGUGUGGUGCUGACAGGGAAUGUGGUACUGACAGGGAGUGUGAGUGUGGUGCUGACAGGGAGUGUGGUGCUGACAGGGAGUGUGGUUUUGACAGGGAGUGUGGUACUGACAGGGAAUGUGGUACUGACAGGGAGUGUGAGUGUGGUGCUGACAGGGAGUGUGAGUGUGGUGCUGACAGGGAGUGUGAGUGUGGUGCUGACAGGGAGUGUGGUGCUGACAGGGAGUGUGGUACUGACAGGGAGUGUGGUACUGACAGGGAGUGUGGUUUUGACAGGGAGUGUGGUGCUGACAGGGAGUGUGAGUGUGGUGCUGACAGGGAGUGUGGUGCUGACAGGGAGUGUGGUGCUGACAGGGAGUGUGGUGCUGACAGGGAAUGUGAGUGUGGUGCUGACAGGGAGUGUGGUGCUGACAGGGAGUGUGGUGCUGACAGGGAAUGUGAGUGUGGUGCUGACAGGGAGUGUGGUACUGUUAGGGAGUGUGAGUGUGGUGCUGACAGGGAGUGUGGUACUGUUAGGGAAUGUGAGUGUGGUGCUGACAGGGAGUGUGGUUCUGACAGGGAAUGUGAGUGUGGUGCUGACAGGGAGUGUGGUGCUGACAGGGAGUGUGGUGCUGACAGGGAGUAUGGUACUGACAGGGAGUGUGGUACUGACAGGGAGUGUGGUGCUGACAGGAAAUGUGAGUGUGGUGCUGACAGGGAGUGUGAGUGUGGUGCUGACAGGGAGUGUGGUACUGACAGGGAGUGUGAGUGUGGUGCUGACAGGGAGUGUGGUGCUGACAGGGAGUGUGAGUGUGGUGCUGACAGGGAGUGUGAGUGUGGUGCUGACAGUGAGUGUGAGUGUGGUGCUGACAGUGAGUGUGGUGCUGACAGGGAGUGUGGUACUGACAGGGAGUGUGAGUGUGGUGCUGACAGGGAGUGUGGUACUGACAGGGAGUGUGGUACUGACAGGGAGUGUGGCACUGGAAGGGAGUGUAGUACUGACAGGGAGUGUGGUUUUGACAGGGAGUGUGGUACUGACAGGGAAUGUGGUACUGACAGGGAGUGUGGUACUGACAGGGAGUGUGGUGCUGACAGGGAGUGUGGUACUGUUAGGGAAUGUGAGUGUAGUGCUGACAGGGAGUGUGGUUCUAACAGGGAAUGUGAGUUUGGUGCUGACAGGGAGUGUGGUGCUGACAGGGAGUGUGGUACUGACAGGGAGUGUGGUACUGACAGGGAGUGUGGUGCUGACAGGGAAUGUGAGUGUGGUGCUGACAGGGAGUGUGGUGCUGACAGGGAGUGUGCUACUGACAGGGAGUGUGAGUGUGGUGCUGACAGGGAGUGUGGUGCUGACAGGGAGUGUGGUACUGACAGGGAGUGUGAGUGUGGUGCUGACAGGGAGUGUGGUACUGACAGGGAGUGUGAGUGUGGUGCUGACAGGGAGUGUGGUGCUGACAGGGAGUGUGGUACUGACAGGGAGUGUGAGUGUGGUGCUGACAGGGAGUGUGGUACUGACAGGGAGUGUGAGUGUGGUGCUGACAGGGAGUGUGGUUUUGACAGGGAGUGUGGUACUGACAGGGAAUGUGGUACUGACAGGGAGUGUGGUACUGACAGGGAGUGUGGUGCUGACAGGGAGUGUGGUACUGACAGGGAGUGUGGCGUGAGCGUGGCCCAGAGGGUAGUGACCGUUCAGAGCGGACCACUAGUACGGACGGAGGGCAGUCACGUGACCAUCUGGUGCAACGUGACCGGCUACAAGGAGGGUAUGGAGCAGGACUUUGAGUGGUCCAUGUACCUGACCUCGGUGCCCGACCGCGAGAUCCGCAUUGUGAGCACGGCCCAGUCCAACUAUGCGUACGCCGUGUAUGCCCAGAGGGUCAACAGUAAGGAGAUCUGGGUAGAGAGGCUGACCAGGGACUCAGCCCUGCUCCACAUCACCAAGGUCCAGGCCAGAGACCAGGGGCUGUUUGAGUGUUACACCCCCAACACAGACGGACAGUACCUCGGCUCCUACAGCGCCCGCACCAACCUUACCGUCAUCCCCGACUCCCUCGCUGUCACCGCGCCGCCACAGACCCUCUCCCAGGUGGAGGGUGACACGCUCCAGCUCACCUGUGAGGUUUCCCGGGCGACAGAGCAGCACACACACCUGUCUGUGGGUUGGUACCUGCGUUCCUCUGAGGACGCUACCAUGUCGCCCCAGGAGAUCCUCACUCUGUCCCGAGACUUUGUCCUCCGGGCCGGUGCACCUUACAAACAGAGGAUGACUGCAGGAGACCUGAGACUGGAUAAGACCAGCGCUACGUCCUACAGGCUGACCAUCCACCGGCUGCAGCCUGCUGACCAGGGCUUGCUCUACUGCCAGGCUGCAGAGUGGAUCCAGGACCCCGACCGCAGCUGGUUCACCAUGACCCGCAAGCAGGCUGAUAAGACCCAGCUACGGAUACAGCCCAUUGAUCGGGACUUCUCUAUCCAGGUGAGCACGGAGCGGCGGUCCUUCACGGCGGGCGAGCCGCUGGAGCUGCGCUGCACCAUCGAUGCCCAGAGCGUGCCCGAGCGCUUCUUCUCGGUGUCGUGGGUGUUCAGCAGCUCGCCGGUGGCUGUGAUAGGGCCCAGCGCUGUGCCCGUCCUGGGACUCGACUACGUGGCGCGCGAGGCCGCUGGUCACAUGACUGUGCGCAAGGAGAGCCCCACUGUGCACUUGCUUAAGCUGCAGCACCUCCGACCAGAGGAUGCUGGGAAAUACAUCUGUAGGGUCACGGAGAGGGAGAAGACACCCACCGGGGACUUUAUAGAUCGGAGCAAGAGGUCACGCAACGUCCAGAUCACCGUCCAGCCCAUCAAGAGUAACGUCACAGUGUCUUUGUCCAGUAACUCAUCGGAGGUCCAGGAGGGGGACGUGGUCCAGCUGACCUGCUCCAUCCACUCCACCACGGGUCCUCUCUCGGUGGCCUGGCAGUGGAGUGAGAAGCAGGGCUCCACCCCUCCCCAGAACCUGGCCUCCGUAGAUCGCGACGGGACCGUCCGACCAGGCCCUGGGUACCGUGAGCGCUCCAGCUACGGGGAGAUCCGUGUGGAGAGGGUACAGGAGGACAUUUAUACCCUGUCCCUCUACAACGCCCUGCCUGGGGACGAAGGGCUGUUCCGGUGCACGGCCACAGAGUGGGUGGAGGCCGGGACAGAGUCCGAGCAGAGUUGGCAGAAGAUAGGGGAGAAGUCAGCUACUAAGGCCAUCACUGUUAAGACCGUGGAAUCCUCCUUUGUGGUGUCGGCGUCGUCGCGGACGCCCAGCGUGACCUUUGGCGACUCGUUUGACCUCCAGUGCCUGGUGAAGCCCCGCCAUAACCCUCGUGUGCCUGCCUCUGUCACCUGGCGCUUCAUGCCCGCCAGCUCGGGCUCAUCUGGGGAGGUUGGCACAGCAGGCGAGUUCCGAGACCUGGUGACGUUUACCCGCGAGGGCACGCUGCAGUGGGGCGAGCAGCUGCUGGGCCUGGGCACCCGCACCACCGUGGACCGUUCCCAUUCCAACACCAACUUCAGGUUGUCUGUGACGCGCGCUGGGCGCAAGGAGGCGGGGACGUAUCAGUGCUCUGCCCUCCUGUGGAGGAGGAACUACGACAACACCUGGAACAAAGUGGCCAACAGGACGUCCAACCUGCUGGGGAUCAGCGUGUUACAGCCAGUGUCUAAGCUGCGUGUGCAGAAGACCAACCAGUCCCUGGUCUACCUGGAGGACAGCCGUGUGCGCGUCAACUGCUCCGUGGCCUCCCAGACCAGCACCGACUCACAGCAUGCCGUGCUUUGGUACGUGCGCCGCGCGACGGGCGCCGAGGCCGACGAGCUCUUGCUGAGGAUUGAGCGCUCAGGCGCAUUUGAGUAUGGUGCGUACGCAGACGAGGAGAGGUUGAGGCGGCGGGUGCAGGCAGAGAGGAUGUCGCCACAGCUGUAUGCGCUGACACUGAACAGGGCAGAGAGCAGCGACUCUGGAACAUACUACUGCCUGGUGGAGGAGUGGCUCACAGAUCCAGACGGAGCCUGGUACAGACUGGCACGGGACUCCUCAGGCUUCACACAGGUCCUCGUCAGACAGCCAGAGGUGCGGUUACAGGUGGAGGAGUCCGAGUCUAAUAUCACCGUGUCCCAGUCCAGUUCCAUCCGGUUGGGCUGUAGCAUUCCCUCCCAGUCCUCCAGAGACUCCCGUUUCUCCGUGUCCUGGUAUGUGGAGCGCUCCUCCAUGCUCUCUGAGGAGGAAGAACAGGGGGAUGUUGACGAGGGAAACCGGGCCUGUGUGUUCUCCAUCGGACACGACGCCGUGUUCGGGAACGGGAACUGUAGCCCAAUCGAGGAGGCGGGACCUAACUCACGCCUGCAGUUUGAGAGGACGACCUCUGACCUCUACAGUCUGACCAUCCAGACGGCGCGACCCGCUGACGCCGGGCGCUACUACUGUCAUGUGGAGGAGUGGCUGCUCAACCCCCGCAACGCCUGGUAUCGCCUGGCAACCAACAACUCUGAUGUCACCAUCGUCAACGUGAUCCAGCAGGUCUCCACCCUGCAGUCGGUGGUAUGCUCCAACGACUCUCUCUUCUACUUUGUCUUCUUCUACCCGUUCCCCAUCUUCGGCAUCCUCAUCAUCGCCGUGCUCCUGGUGCGCUACAAGAGCCACAGACACAGCAAAUCCCAGGAGAGCAAGAACGGCGCCCCCUUACUGUGGAUCAAAGAACCCCACCUCAGCUACUCCCCCACCUGCCUGGACCCACCCGUCCUCAGCCUGCACCCCGGCUCAGUGGACUAA